Molecule: messenger RNA, 1282 nt
Organism: Bubalus bubalis (water buffalo)
Lineage: Eukaryota; Metazoa; Chordata; Mammalia; Artiodactyla; Bovidae
Gene: CRISP2
Product: cysteine rich secretory protein 2
Exons: 10
Coding region: 237-971 (244 amino acids)
Cellular component (GO): extracellular region
Source: RefSeq, a predicted model, not a curated record
GUGGCUGGUGCGGUAUUUUACAACCGCAGCAGGAGGGGCGAGCCAGCGGGCGUCUGACUGCCGCUCUGCAACAGAAGAUCUCGGCUUUCCAACCAGGGAUUAUGAAACCAUACACCAUGCUCUUCCUGCAGACAUUGUAGAAGAACCAUGUCACCCUGGUCUUAAAACAUACAAAAGGUCACAGUGCUUUUCCAUUUACAAAGCAGACUCUUCAUCCUGCUCUGAAAACCAACACAAUGGCUUUACUCCCAGUGGUGCUGUUUCUGACCGCUGUGCUGCUUCCAUCUUUCCCCACUGAAGGAAAGGAUCCAUCCUUUACUGCUUUGAUAACCACUCAAACUCAAGUCCAAAGAGAAAUUGUAAAUAAACACAAUGAACUAAGGAAAUCAGUCUCUCCACCUGCCAGUAACAUGCUAAAGAUGGAAUGGAGCAGAGAAGUGACAGCAAAUGCCCAGAAGUGGGCAAACAAGUGCACUUUAGAACACAGCAAUCCAAAUGAACGAAAGACCAGUACAAAAUGUGGUGAGAAUCUGUACAUGUCAAGUGACCCUAUGGCCUGGUCAGAUGCAAUCCAAAGCUGGUUUAACGAGCACCACGAUUUUAUCUAUGGUUCAGGACCAAAGAGCGCCGGUGCAAUUGUUGGACAUUAUACUCAGCUUGUCUGGUAUUCAUCUUUCCGUGUUGGAUGUGGAAUUGCCUACUGUCCCAAUCAAGAGAGUCUAAAAUACUAUUACGUUUGCCAAUACUGUCCUGCUGGUAAUAACGUGAGCAAAAAGAAUACCCCUUACCAACAAGGAACACCUUGUGGCAGUUGCCCUGGUAACUGUGACAAUGGAUUGUGCACCAAUACUUGCGAGUAUGAAGAUCUCCUCAGUAACUGUGAUUCCUUGAAGAAAACAGCUGGCUGUGAACACGAAUUGCUCAAGGAAAAGUGCAAAGCGACUUGCCUGUGUGAAGGCAAAAUUUACUGAAAUGCCCGAUUUGCAUUGUGUGGGACUAAAUGGAGAAAAGCUGCAUCAUUUAGUUGACACAUACCAAGAGGGAGACUGUAGACGUGUUAGAUAGACAUCUGAUUCCCAACAGUAAUGAACCUUUUUUUCCUGGAUAUUUACAGAGAUCUCUUUCAUACAGCAAUUUACAAAAGCAGCAUAGUCUACAAUGACAACUUUGGACUGAUACAAACGUGUCACGUUAUCUUUAAUUAAAUGAAUCAAGUUGAAGAUUUUGAAAGCUGUACAACCACAGGAUUUAGUCUGGAUUAAAAUAGUUACGUUUCCUGAAA